AUGUCAAACGACGACCUCAAGGCGCACGCCGCCUCAAACCAAGAUUUCUACGCUCUCCUCGAUAUUCCACCAUCCUCCACUGAAUCUGAGAUCCGCCGCGCAUAUCGACGCACGGCACUGAAGUACCACCCAGACAAGAUCGCAAACCCGACGGCAGCAGACAUCGACAAGUUCCACUUCCUCCAGAUUGCCUACGAUGUUCUUUCAGACCCAACAGUGCGCCAGCUCUACGACAAUGCGCGGGAAGCCCGGCAGCGCAAACAGCGCGAGCGGGAGAUGAUGGGCGCCGCGAAACGGAAGAUGCGCGAAGACCUAGAAGCGCGGGAGAGGGCUGGCGCCGCUGAAAUGGGUGGUGUCAGCAUGAAGCAGGGCGUCAAGAGGGCAUGGGCGGCUGGUGGCGAUGACGAUGCCGAGGAGAAGCUGCAGCGCGAGAUUGAUCGAAUUGCGGAGGACGGUCGGCGGAGACGCCGCGAGGCCGAGGAUAAACUCAAGAAAGAGCUUGAUGAGGAACAGAAGAAGAUGCAGCAGGAGGAAGAGGAGGCUCGCAAGGCGGCCGACCACACCGCUCAGCGCGUGGACCGGUCGAAGGAGGGCGGUGGCGCGGAGAUUCCUGAACUUGAGCGUGCGGUGAAAGUGCGCUGGGUGCGGGAGGGGCGUGGGCUGGAACUUGAUAUUGAGCGACUGGCGGUACUGUUCAAGCCGUUUGGGAAGAUUGAGAAUACCUUUGCGCUCAAAGAUAAACGUCAACGGAUCGGGGAGAAGAAGGAGAAGAAGACUGUUGCGACGGGCGUGGUUGUGUUCACGUCUAUUGUGAGCGCUCACGCUGCUGUUCUUGAUAGUGAGAAGAAACUGCGUCAACAUGCUGGCCAGGAUGGGGAAUGGGGUCUUAUCGAGUCUGUCUUCUGGGCCACAGGCACCCAACCUGAUAUUGGUCUGGGCACAAGCAGCAAUGCUGCUCCAGACCCUGUUACAUCCCCCAAACCUGUGGAAUCUGAGACCGCGCCUACACCGUCGAUUCCCUCCACUAAGACUACUAAUGGGUCUGCUAAGCCUUCCUUCAACUUCCCGGGGCUAAACUCAGCUCCUCGAUCCGCUAACACGCCAUCAUUUGGCUCCUUCGCUUCCGCAUCUGCCGCAGCAGCUGCACCGAAAGCAUCUUCAUUCAAUCCAUCCGCCAAGGCCCCAGGCGCGCCUAAUAUGCAGGAAUUGAUGAUGAUGAGAUUAAAAAAUGCGCAACGCGAGAAGGAGCGCAAAGCGCUCGAGGAAGAGCUGGCACGAGAAGACGAGGCCGCGGAUGCAGCAGAAGCAGCGGCAGAAGCGGCCGCCAAGGGCAUCUAG
Molecule: messenger RNA, 1338 nt
Organism: Penicillium paradoxum
Lineage: Eukaryota; Fungi; Ascomycota; Eurotiomycetes; Eurotiales; Aspergillaceae
Product: putative cell cycle control protein (Cwf23)
Exons: 1
Coding region: 1-1338 (445 amino acids)
Biological process (GO): spliceosomal complex disassembly
Cellular component (GO): spliceosomal complex
Source: RefSeq, a predicted model, not a curated record